ACGCUAUGCAUAUCCGCAGUUCGCUCCGGUAUGUAGUGCAGAGAACACUUUGCAGUACCUAUUGUUUUGUCCUAUAAUUGCCUGAGAUUGUGAUAUUUACCGAAUAUUCUGCCACAUACAAAUUAUAUGAUUUUACCUUUGGUACUGCGCGAUAUAGAUAUUUAAACAAUGGACGCCUCGACAAAACGAAGCAAAUCAAAAGCUUCAAAAGCCAACAACGCAAAAAAAGAUGCGGAUGCGCCAGAGUUGUUUCCAGUGGGCCGUGUUGAUCCACAGGUUUUAAAGUCCUACAUUAAUGGCUUCCCUGACUUGAUAGAGGAAUCUCAAGCUAGACCGAAGAAAGCCACCACUAAAACGAAAAAUUCGGAACCAUCGGAUCUAGCAACAUUGGAAUUACCCACUGGAAGGAAGCCAAAGAAAGCUUCGCCUGCGUCGGCAAGGACGAAACCUGUAGCUGAUGAUUCAAAACGUGGCAAAGGAAAGGCUCGCAAAGAGCAAAGCAGCCCAAUACGAGACGACGCUGACUUUGGUGCGUUUACACUGAUAAGUCAACUUUUGGAUCGUCCCUUUCUACCGGACAAUUCAAUCGCUCAACCAAAAUCCAAAGAAACGAAAAAGAAGUCGUCCGUUAAAAAGGAACCGACUGGCCGAUCAUUACGCUCGAGCAACAAGUACGCGCUUUUCGAUGACAGACACGUCGACUCGAUACCCUUUUCCAUCUUCUCCAUAGACUGGUACAUCUCGGACAGAGACUUCUACGACAAAAAGUUAUCCACGAUCCUGAGCGAUUUCGAGAUACCGAGAGAAAACCGACGCGACGGCAACGAGAGGCUCUAUUACAACUACCUGCUUCUCGACUCGCGAAAGUGUCGAGAUAGAAGAGGCGUCAGCUGGGAAAGCUUCAUCGACUCCGUGUUCUAUCUCGGAAAGGGAAAAAGCGCAAGAUCGAAGAGCCACACUAAGGCAGCCGAGGAGUAUUACGCGAUGAACAAGCCCACCACGAGCAAGAAGAUCAAGAGGAUAAUCGAUAUUUGGAAGGACGGUUAUCCGGUCAUGCUUCUCGAGUUUGCGAGGAACAUCAUCAGCGAAGAGGCUUACACUCGGGAAGCUCUGAUGAUCGACGCGGUAGGUAAAGAUCGAAGCUGCAACGUUAUCAGGGGCACCUAUUACGGUGUGGCAGCGACUUUGAAGCCGAUCGAACAGCGUCGGAUGGGUGUUGUCAUACUGAUGGAGGCCAGGAAGUGCUUUAUCGUUAACGGAGCUUACGAGGAGUUUCCGCCGGAAUAUUAGAGUGAGAUGUUGAAUUUGGCGAGACGGUAGAGUUAUUAUUUCAUGUUUUUAUAUUGUGAGUAUUUAUAUUAAAUACUUGUAUUGGCGUAGUUUAAGAUUGGGGAACACGUACACUUGUUACACGCAGUGAGAUAUUUUAACGAAGAAUUGUUACUUUUCUGUGACUGUUACUUUAGUAUAGCCUUGAAGAUGCUUGUAAAGUACUUUAGAGGCGAUAAUUUGUGUUUAAGAUAAGUUUUAUAUCGAUUUGCAAAUUUUAUAAGCAUAAUAUAUAGGAGAAGGUAGUAUUUCAAAUUUUAUAUAGAUUUAUAAAUAUUUUAAUACUAUAUAGGCUGGGCUGUCAAAUAUGCUGUGCAAUAACAAAUAUUUACAGACGAACGCAGUAAUCGUUCGUGCAUCAUUCUUUUUUUUUUUAUCGAUUUAUAGUAUGUAUAACAAAUUUUAAGACUUAGUUGGAAUAUGUUUAGAAGUUUUUUUGUAUAAAAGCAUAAUGAAAAUGUAUUUUUAAUAUAGAUUUAUACGUCUGUUAUAUCGAUUAUAUAAUGUUAUUAAACAUGUGCAAUAAAUGUAUACAAUACAA
Messenger RNA from Nasonia vitripennis (jewel wasp), 1870 nucleotides. RefSeq lists its product as uncharacterized. Lineage: Eukaryota; Metazoa; Arthropoda; Insecta; Hymenoptera; Pteromalidae. Gene Ontology annotation, molecular function: endonuclease activity. The record is from RefSeq and is a predicted model, not a curated record. The coding region runs from base 169 to 1290 and encodes 373 amino acids. The transcript is spliced from 3 exons.